Molecule: messenger RNA, 1683 nt
Organism: Saccharomycodes ludwigii
Lineage: Eukaryota; Fungi; Ascomycota; Saccharomycetes; Saccharomycodales; Saccharomycodaceae
Exons: 1
Coding region: 1-1683 (560 amino acids)
Biological process (GO): transmembrane transport
Cellular component (GO): membrane
Source: RefSeq, a predicted model, not a curated record
AUGGCCAUUUCAUUAGGGGAAGCAAUUUAUAUUGCUGUGAAACCCAUUUUAAAGAUUUAUUUAAUCAUACUUGUCGGAUUUAUCAUAGUUAAAAAUAAAAUGAUUAGUGUAGAAACCUCAAGAGGGAUUUCAAAUUUAGUUAUCAAUGCGAUUUUACCAUGUUUGACUUUUAAUAAAAUCGUGGGCAAUCUAGAAGAUAAAGAUAUCAAAGAAAUUGGCGCUAUUUGUUUAACCGCCAUUAUGUUGUUUACAGCAGGCGGUUUAGGUGCUUAUGCUUUAUUAUAUAUUACACCAGUACCUGAAAAAUGGAAGUGGGGAUUGAUUUUUGCUGGAUUAUUUCCCAAUAUAUCUGAUUUACCUAUCGCUUACAUGCAAAGCAUGACUACAACAAAUUUGUUUAGUUCAGACCAAGUUGAUAAAGGGGUUGCUUACACCUGUAUCUUUUUGACUGUUCAAAAUUUUAUGAUGAUGAAUCUAGGAAUGUUUAGAAUAGUGGGUCUUGAUUUCAGAGAGGAUAUAAAGCAUAAUAGUGACGAAGAGGCGUAUGUUGUCAGUAAGCAAGGCGAAGAAGAAAGUCAAAACAUAUCAGAUGCUAAUGGAGAGCCCAUUUCCAAUAACAAUACUGAUAAAUUACGAUCCGUUAAUACACAAGACAUGCCAGUAGGGGAGAUUUUCAAAAAUAACAAUAGUACAAUUGAUAACAGCAACCAAUCUAUAUAUUGUAUACCACAGAAUACAGAUAUGUACAAAGAACCAUUGCAUAUAUAUUUGACUAAUAAUUCUGUAACCACUACUGCCUCUGCACCAAAAUCAAUGAACGAGAUCAGCUAUACAAAAAUAAAAAGGAGGAAAAGAACGCAAUCGUUGGUUAGCGAGUACAGUGCUUUAUCCAGAAUUAGAUCUGGUGAUAUUGAUUUAACAAAGCCACUAACUUUAACAAGUGAGGUGGGCAACGUAAAUUAUGGGGAUAAUUUAGUCGACGAAGAUUGUGAAAUUGGUAUUCAUGCAAAAGAUAAUAAUUCACUAUAUUUAUCUGCAAAGGAUACAAUAUCGACAAUACAUAACAUACCAGGUAAUUUUGAUGGAUUUUGUACUAAAUAUCAUUUAAAAUGGCUUCAUUAUAUUUUAAUAAAUUUUUGUAGGCCGGCUUCAAUCGGAACAAUUUUGGGUAUUAUAUGUGCUAUGAUCCCAUGGGUCAAAGCUCUAUUCGUACAUACCGAUGUUCACGUCCAUCAAGCUCCUGAUGGCGAGCCAGUUUUAAACUUUCUAAUGGAUUUUACUUCCUAUAUUGCAAAUGCAUGUGUUCCAUUAGGAUUAUUGUUAUUGGGCGGGACAUUGGGAAGAUUGGAAAUAAAUAACAUUCCACAAGGAUUUUUAAAAACCGCAUUAAGCAUGACAUUAAUUAGGUUAACUAUAUUACCAAUUAUUGGUGUCGCUUGGGCAAAUAAAUUGUAUGACAUGCAUUGGGUGGACACUGUAAUAGCUAAGUUUGUUGUCAUCUUAACGUGGUCUAUGCCCAAUGCAACUGCGCAAGUUUAUUUUACUGCCUUUUAUACUCCUUUAGAGGGGAGGCAUUUACAAAUGGAUUGCUUGAGUAUUUUUUUUUUGUUAGAGUAUAUGGUUUUAUUUAUAACUGUUUCUUUUGUUAUUAGCUAUACUCUAAAAGUGGAUUUGAAAUUUUAG